AUGGGUCUCGGCAUCCUCUCUGACCAUGCACUCGAACACGUCCCUGGCACCGCGCAGGUACUCGAAGGCGAGCUGCGGAGGGAAGUUGAAAGAAAUGCAGGAAGUAUGCCCAGUGAUGACCCGAACGAUCCGCUUAACUGGUCCCUCCGUCGCCGCGACAUGAUUCUCCUUCUUCUGUCCCUUAUAUCAGUCAUCGCAAGCACCCUCUCUCCCAUCCUCGCCGCCAACACUGUCUCCCUCGCCAUCUACUUCGGUCGCGACUUAACCGACAUGGCUCUAUUAACCGGCUACCACCUCUUGGGUGUCGGAGUCGCGGGCUUUCUUUUCGUGCCGUCAGCCCGUAUCUGGGGAAAACGACAUGUGUAUCUUCUAGGCAAUGUGUUGGUCGUGGUGAGUUGUGCGUGGGGUGGCGCGGUAGGAAAUCAUUAUGCUGGAUUUCUGUGGGCAAGGGUGUUUCAAGGCGUGGGGCUAGCGCCAUUUGAGGCGCUUGUUAAUGAUUCCUCUGUCAUUGGAGCGAUAGCCAAAUCCUGCUCCGCUGGGACGAAUUCAGGCAUCGUCGCAAAGCGUGGAUAUCUCCGAAUCCUACUUCAAGCUCGCACUAACUUCGUACCUCGACCUAUAGCUAGUGUUGGCGAUAUGUAUCACGUCCACGAGCGGGGAGUCCGCAUGGCGCUGUCAAAUUUCUGCGUCUUCGGAGGCGCAUUCCUUACGCCAGUCUUGGUAGGAGUGAUUGCAGAUCGAAUGGGGUACCAGUGGACGUUCUAUUUUGUCGCCAUAUUCGCGGGGAUCAUGCUACCGCUGGUCAUACUUUUCGUCCCGGAAACGGCGUUCAGGAGGGAAGAGAAAUUUGACAUCGACACUAUGGGGAACUUGGUGGUUUUGGAUGGAGAAGAAAUGAAAAUCCUGGGGAAUAGAGGUUCGAGUAUUACAUCAGCUGAACACGACGCAGCUGGAAAUACGGUUGAGAAGGGAGCAGGGAAUCCUCCGGACCAGCAGCUGGUGGGCGAUCCGCCACGCAAAGCUACUUUUCUCGAAAGUAUAAAGCCGUUCAAUGGGCGGAAAACAGAUGAGCGGUAUCUGCACCUCCUUCUGCGUCCGUUCUCCCUGUUCUUACAUCCGGGUAUACUAUGGGCUUGUCUUAUUCAGGGCACUCUAAUCGGCUUCACGGUCCUUAUCGGUGUUGUGCUUGCAGCAAUUAUGCUUGGCCCACCACUUUGGUUCGGAGAGGUGGAAACAGGAUACAUGUAUACAGGUGCCUUCAUCGGUGGAAUCCUCGGCUUCGCCCUCACCGGCCUGAUUAGCGACUGGUCCGCCAACCUUCUCACGCGCCUUAACAACGGCGUAUACGAACCCGAGUUCCGCAUGGUGCUCGUGAUCCCACAACUCAUACUGGGUUGCGCUGCGCAGAUGCGGGGACGUACGGGUGGUUCUGGCCCUGAUUUCUUCUUCGCGCUCGUAGUUAUGGGUAUGGUGUGUGGUGCUGUUGCCAGUUCGCUAUACAUUGUUGAUGCGCAUCGCGGCAUGUCCAUCGAAGGUUUCACGUGCCUCAUCGUUUUCAAGAAUGUGUUCUCCUUUGGCCUGACAUUCAAAGGCUUCGACUGGAUAGUUGAUGCUGGACGGCGGAGUGGGCAAGGUGGGGGUGGGGGGAUCAAGGACCUUUUUGUCGCCGUUGGGAGUGUGCAGGUCGCCAUUUGCGCGUUAACGAUUCCGAUGUAUAUUUUUGGCAAGAAAAACCGAAGUUUCUUUCACCGCCAUAAUGUUUUCUUUGCGGUAACGGAUUGGGUUGCGGAUAAACUGACAUUUUGGUAA
Messenger RNA from Parastagonospora nodorum SN15, 1809 nucleotides. RefSeq lists its product as hypothetical. The transcript is spliced from 8 exons. Lineage: Eukaryota; Fungi; Ascomycota; Dothideomycetes; Pleosporales; Phaeosphaeriaceae. The record is from RefSeq and is a predicted model, not a curated record. The coding region runs from base 1 to 1809 and encodes 602 amino acids. Gene Ontology annotation, biological process: transmembrane transport. Gene Ontology annotation, molecular function: transmembrane transporter activity.